Messenger RNA from Microcebus murinus (gray mouse lemur), 3148 nucleotides. Lineage: Eukaryota; Metazoa; Chordata; Mammalia; Primates; Cheirogaleidae. The record is from RefSeq and is a predicted model, not a curated record.
CGGAGGGCCCAGCAAUUCCAUUAAACUAUAACCUAAGACUUCCACCCGGCCACCGUGAGCUCCGCAUGCCUCUGAAUCAACAGGCAAAGGAGAGAGCCGCGGCGUGGGCUGGGGUAACCGAUCCGGCCCAUCGAGAGGAAGCUAGAGGACCGCUCUCCUGCAGAGGUCAUCUUGAACAUUCCAAAUACCUCCCAUUACUUGAUGCUGUUGAUAAAAUCAGGAUGGCUUUGAACUCAAGGUCACCGCCAGGUGCUGGACCUUACUACGAAAACCAUGGCUACCAACCGGAAAACUUCUACACCCGCCAGCCCGCCGGGGCUCCCGGUGUCUACCCUGCGCAUGCGGCUCAGUACUACCCGUCCCCGGUUCCCCAGUACGCCCCGAGGGUCCUGACCAACGACUCGACUCCCACCAUCCGCACGCGGCCCAAAUCCCCGACGGGAGCUGCGUGCUCCUCAAAGACUAAGAAAGGGCUGUGCAUCGCCCUGGCCCUGGGGGCCGUCCUCGUGGGAGGCGCGCUGGCCGCCGGCCUGGUCUGGAAGUUCAUGGCGAGCAGGUGCGUGGGCUCGCAGGUGGAGUGCGGCUCCUCGGGCAUGUGCGUGAGCCCGGACCUCUGGUGCGACGGCGUGUCCCACUGCCCCGGCGGCGAGGACGAGACCCGGUGCGUUCGUCUCUACGGACCGAACUUCAUCCUUCAGGUUUACUCGUCGCAGAGGAAGUCCUGGCACCCCGUGUGCUGGGACUACUGGAGCGAGAGCUACGGGCGUGCCUGCAGGGACCUGGGCUACGGUGAGAAUAAUUUUUAUUCUAGCCAAGGGAUAGCAGACGACAGCGGGGCCACGAGCUUCAUGAAGCUGAACGCAAGCGCCAGCAGCCUCGACAUCUAUAAAAAGCUGUACCACAGUGACUCCUGCCCUUCGAAAGAGGUGGUGUCUCUGCGCUGCAUCGCUUGCGGGACCACCUCGAACUCGAGCCGGCAGAGCAGGAUCGUGGGGGGCUCGGGCGCCGCGCUGGGGGACUGGCCCUGGCAGGUGAGCCUGCACGUGCAGAACCUCCACGUGUGCGGAGGCUCCGUCAUCACCCCCGAGUGGAUCGUGACAGCCGCCCACUGCGUGGAACAGCCUCUGAACAGCGCGCGGCACUGGACGGCGUACGCGGGGAUUCUGAGACAGUCCUUCAUGUCCUACGGAGGCGGAAACCGGGUGGGAAAGGUCAUUUCUCAUCCCAACUACGACUCCAAGACCAAGAACAAUGACAUCGCGCUGAUGAAGCUGCAGACGCCUCUGACUUUUGACCACAAUGUGAGGCCAGUGUGCCUGCCCAACCCGGGCCUGAUGCUGGCGCCGGAGCAGCCCUGCUGGAUCUCCGGGUGGGGGGCCACCGAGGAGAAAGGGAAGACCUCGGACACUCUCAACGCGGCCCAGGUGCGCCUCAUCGAGCCCUCCAAGUGCAACAGCAAAUACGUCUACAACAACCUGGUCACGCCCGCCAUGGUCUGUGCAGGGUACCUGCAGGGGACCGUCGAUUCCUGCCAGGGUGACAGCGGAGGGCCUCUGGUCACUAGGAAGAACAGCAUCUGGUGGCUGGUCGGGGACACCAGCUGGGGGUCCGGCUGCGCCAAGCCUAACCGACCGGGAGUGUACGGGAACGUGACCGUGUUUGCAGACUGGAUUUAUCAGCAAAUGAAGGCAAACAGCUGAUCCUCGUGGCCUUUGUCCUUGACUUCGUUCCACAAGAAAAUGGAAGGGCUGGCUUUGGUUCCCCGUGCGUGAUUUAUUUUUAGAGAUGAUUCAAAGGUCCUUUCAUUUGUAUUAAACAGUGAACUUGUCUGACGAUGGCACUCUCCGCCGUUCUGUGCAGGCCGCGGUGGCUCCCCCGGCCCCAGCCCCAUUCCCUCUGACCCCUUGUCCAGAGGGGCGACAGCCCAGCUGGGCCAGACGCAGAGGAGCAGGGUGGAGGCUGCCCUGCGGGACCUCCCUUCUGCGCCUGUUCCGGGGGCUGCUCCUCCAUGAGCAGGGAGCUGUCACCUCUCAGCUGCUGGACGGCUUGAGUUUGAAAAGGGGACGGCCACCUGCAUAGCCCCGCGGCCUGGCUCUCCACAAGGGGUCUUUGCCAAUCAUGUUGUAGUGCCUUCUUAGCAGCCCCUGACGGUGUCUCCAAAUAGAGGGACCAGCCCUUUAUUUGGGUGGCCACGUGCUAGUCACUUGCAAGGGCAACAGAAACCUUUUAUUUUUUUCCCUCCUUGCGGGGACGGCAGUGUAGACAGCCCUCGGUGCAAGGGAAGCGGUCACAGAGGUGGCUCCUGGUGCAGGUCUCCACCUGCACGUCCUGGCAUCCUUGGGGGAAGCCCCCGAGGCCCCUCUCCAGCCCCCUCGCAGAGUGUGCCUGACCUUGGUCCUGGCAGGGGGCCGAGCUGGGCACCGUGCGGACCCUCUCUGCACCUGCCAAUCAAUCGCUGGCAAUCGAGUCCCCUGGGGCCAUCAGGGAUGUGUGGUUUAGGAUAAGUGCAUCCUGUUUCCUUGUCGUGUUUCUACCUGCUGCUACCUCAGUGCUGGAUUCUUGGCCUCUGACGCCUCCAAGGAGUCCAGGCAUUUGGCUCUCGGAGAUGUUGUCGUCCUGGCCAAGGACGUGCAGGGCACCUGAAUGACCUUCACGGAAGGACUGGCUCCCACAGACGUGCUGAAGAAGAGAAGGACGUUGCGUUCCGGACUUCCUGUGGUCCCUUCCAACACCCAGGGCUCCGUGGGGGCCGGGGUGGGGGGUCCCUCUCGUGCCGCCGUGAGUGCUGCUCCACCGUGGUCCUGCCUCCUUUCCAAGCACGCUGGUUUUAAAAGAAGGAAAUGAAUGCUUCUCUUGCUAGGACCUAACCUUGAAACAGAACCCCAGCCGCAGCCCAGGACACUCCUGUGCCAUGCGCCUCGUGGGGGGGGUUGUCCCCAGGGGCCUGGGACACGGCACCGCGGGGCAUCUGCCCCCCCAGCCAGGUAUCACACAGCCUCGUACGGCGAAAGCGUCUUCCUCCUGUGCCGUUCCUUUUUAUUUAUGUGACUGACGGUUCGUCUUCUGUUUUGUAUCUUUUUUUAAAUUGUGAAAUUCCAUUGUCAAAUUGAAUGUCAUGCAAAUAAAUUAUAUGGUUUUUUUCCACGUA